CGGCAAGAUUCUCUCCAGGGAAAAUGGCAGAUGCGUUGAACCAACGGAGAGCCGUAGCAAUGCAAGUAAUAGAUGACUUCAUAGAAACUUGGCAUGCGCCACUCCAUGCCUACAUCGAAGAGGAGAAUCAUAUGCCUAAUCUACAAGUUGCGAUCAACAGACUUGAUCUAAUGAUCAACCAACUUGCGGAUCCUGCCGUUACUGCCGGAGGUGUUGCGGUUGAAGUAUUGAACGAAGAGGAAAAGAAUGAAGUGAGAAAUGUGGCGAUUGCGUCAGUAAUGCACAUUCGUAGUCGGGUUCCGUUGAUUCGAAACUACAUCAACGGGGCGUAUAACAUUGAUAAUCUAGAGAAUGCCAUCGACCGUCUCGAAACAAUCAACCAAGAUCUUGUAGCUGCUGCUGUGCCCUGAGGUUUUUAGUGUUCUCUGUUUCUCUGUUGUGGACCAUCCCUUGUUCAGCCUAAACCAUAAAUAAUGACCUGAGGUUUUAGCGUUCUUUGUUUGUCUGUUGUUGUGGACCAUCGAUCCCUUGUUCAGCCUAAACCAUAAAUAAUGA
This is a messenger RNA of Eruca vesicaria subsp. sativa (arugula), 555 nucleotides long. The record is from the annotation of a GenBank genome assembly. NCBI's taxonomy places the organism in Eukaryota, Viridiplantae, Streptophyta, Magnoliopsida, Brassicales, Brassicaceae.